This is a messenger RNA of Ilyonectria robusta, 3360 nucleotides long. RefSeq lists its product as uncharacterized. Gene Ontology annotation, cellular component: kinesin complex. The transcript is spliced from 7 exons. Bases 1 to 3360 code for a protein of 1119 amino acids. The record is from RefSeq and is a predicted model, not a curated record. Gene Ontology annotation, molecular function: protein binding. NCBI's taxonomy places the organism in Eukaryota, Fungi, Ascomycota, Sordariomycetes, Hypocreales, Nectriaceae.
AUGCCAUCCUGGAAGCGGAUUUUUCGAUCCUCCCGAAGGCCCACCAAAAACCCUCCCUCCACUGCGUCAACCGGGGCUGUUGAGCGUCCACGAGGACUUGACGUCAUCUCCGAGGGUGCCGAUCCCAUCGUUGACAUCGUCGCCGUCCAUGGCCUGAACGGUCACCGAGAGAAGACAUGGAUCGCGAAGAAUGGUGUCCACUGGCUCCGCGAUCUCCUCCCCGACGACCUACCCAGAGCUCGAAUCCUUUCAUGGGGCUACGACGCGAGAACGCAUGCUGCUUCUAGCUUAAGUAGCUUAUAUCUGUACGAUCACGCACGGGCUCUAGUGUCCGACUUGAGUACGAAGCGGAAAUUGACCAAUUCUUCGCGUCGACCGAUCAUCUUCAUAACGCAUAGCCUUGGGGGUAUUGUCUUGAAAAGUGCACUGAUUCAUUCGGACGCUGCUCGCCAAGGUGCUCUUCUUGAACAGCGCUCUAUCAAACUCUCAACAUAUGGCAUCAUAUUCAUGGGCACUCCCCAUCAAGGUGGGAAUGGUGUUCAACUGGGACGUGUACUUGCCAACGUCGCCUCUCUGUUUAUGGAGGCCGACGACCACCUCCUCAAGCAUCUCGAGAAAGACUCCGAGUGGUUGCAACAGCAGUCAGGGCAAUAUGGUCCGAUCAGUGGUGAAUUCGUGACAAAGUUUGCCUAUGAGGAAUACCCAACGACUACGGCCCUUGGAAAAAAGAUUCUGCUGGUCCCCAAAUCGUCAGCGGUCGUCUCAUCGCAAGCGGACGCAGAGCCGAUGGUCAUCCAUGCAGACCAUAAGAACAUGGUCAAGUUCCCCUCAAGCCAGGACGGAGGCUACAUUACCGUUUCCAGCCAUUUGCGGAUUAUGAUGGUCGAUGCCGAGCGUACCAUUCAAUCCCGGUUGGAGGCAGAAACUAGGGCUGAUGAUGCGCGGAACAAGAAUUCCCAGUUCUCACUCAGCUUCAGCUUAUCAGAGGUUACUGAGGCGAGUCAUUUCGUUGCAAGAGAGGAGGAGCUUGCUCAGAUGCAUAAGAUUUUGGCGGUAUCCCAUGACCGCCGCACUGUUGUCGUCCACGGGCUUGGUGGUAUGGGUAAGACUCAGCUUGCAAUCGCGUUUGCUAAGCGGCAUUACGCCCAGUUUUCAGCAGUUGUCUGGCUGAAUGCCAGAGAUGAGGCGACGUUGAAGCAGAGCAUCGUGAAAACAGGAGAGCGAAUACUUCAGGAGCAUCCUUCUAUCACCUACCUUGAGCAGGCUGUCGCCAAUCAGGAUGUUGACGAGGUGGUGAAAGCUGUCAAGAGGUGGUUCGACGAAUCCAGCAACAAACUUUGGCUCAUCGUCUAUGACAACUAUGAUCAUCCUCAGUUGGGUGGCACCUCUGGCUUGGACAACAGCGUUCAUGAUAUCGAGGACGAAAGCAAUCUUGCAGGGAGCUCUGAGCAGACGACUAGCCUGGCAGUUAAACCUUUCGACAUUCGUCCAUUUCUCCCAGGGAGCUAUCACGGCGCCAUCAUCGUGACAACGCGGUCGUCCACGGUCAAAAUUGGCCAGACAAUACGGCUGGGCAAACUUAAAUGCAUUGAGGAUAGCCUUCACAUUUUGGAAUCUACAUCGAACCGUCAAUAUCUUGGGCAAGAUCCCGCUGCUGUCAAUCUUGCCCGGAAGCUCGAUGGUCUUCCUCUUGCCCUCUCGACUGCCGGCGCCUACCUAGACCAAGUUUCUAUGACGUGCAACGAGUACCUGGAAUUGUACAAUGAAUCAUGGUACCGACUCCAGAAAUCGAGUCCACAGCUCUUGUCAUACGAAGACCGUGCUAUGUACUCGACGUGGAACAUUUCGUACAUGAACAUACAGCGACGGAAUAAGUCUUCCGCUAUGCUCCUCAAGCUUUGGGCGUACUUUAGCCAUAAUGAUUUGUGGUAUGAGCUACUAUUUGUCGGGGACUCGUUGGCACCACCCUGGCUGGAAGCUUUGACGGCCGACAAACUCGCAUUUGAGGAAUGCAUGCGUCUACUAUGUGACCACGGAUUGGUAGAGGCCGAUCCUUCGACCAAGGAGCUCACGACGGGCUCGAUUGGGUACAGCAUACAUGGAUGCGUGCACGCUUGGAUGGUGCAUGUCUUGCACGAAACGACUGAUGCAGAGAUGGCGCAACUUGCCAUAGCAUGCGUGGCAUGGCAUACGCCGGAGACAGAAGACGAUGAAUACUGGAGGUUACAGCAGCGACUCUUGCAACAUGUUGACAGAUGCCUGGAGCUGAUCACAGAAGGCGUGAGGGUGCAAGAUUUGGAUUCAUGGAUGUAUGGAGUCGUUGGAGACCUCUAUAGCGACCAAGGCCGACUUAGUGAAGCGGAGGGUAUGUAUGAGCGCGCACUGCAAGGGCACGAGAAGGUAUUGGGACCAGAACAUACAUCAACAUUCAGCACAGCCAACAAUUUAGGUCUCAUCUAUAAAGACCAAGGCCGACUUAGCGAAGCUGAGGCUAUGCUUAAGCGAGCACUGCAAGGGAAUGAGAAGGUAUUGGGACCAGAGCAUAUAUCAACACUCAACACCGUCAACAAUCUAGGUCUCAUCUAUAAGAACCAAGGCCGAAUUAGCGAAGCGGAAGCUAUGUAUAAGCGUGCACUACAAGGGAAUGAGAAGGUAUUGGGACCAGAGCAUAUGUCAACUCUCCCAGCAGUCAACAAUCUAGGUCUCAUCUAUAAAGACCAAGGCCGACUUAGCGAAGCUGAGGCUAUGCUUAAGCGAGCACUGCAAGGGAAUGAGAAGGUAUUGGGACCAGAGCAUAUAUCAACACUCAACACCGUCAACAAUCUAGGGAUCCUCUAUGACAGCCAAGGCCGACAUAGCGAAGCGGAAGCUUUGUAUGAGCGCGCACUACAAGGGAAGGAGAAGGUAUUGGGACCAGAGCAUAUAUCAACACUCAACACCGUCAACAAUCUAGGGAUCCUCUAUGACAGCCAAGGCCGACAUAGCGAAGCGGAAGCUUUGUAUGAGCGCGCACUACAAAGGGGCGAGAAAACAUUAGGACCGGAGCAUCCGUCAACACUCACAACAGUCAACAAUCUAGCGGUCUUCUAUGCUGGCCAUGGCCGAUUUAGCCAAGCGGAAGCUAUGUAUAAGCGAGUACUGCAAGGGUAUGAGAAGUCUUUGGGACCUGCCACCUUCAAGACGUGCCUUCCUGUAUUAACUUGUCUUGGAAAUCUCGGUCAUCUCUAUAAAGAACAAGGCAAACUGGACCAGGCUAGGCAGUAUUUUCUUCUUGCACGGGAUGGGUCUCGCACAGUCUUCGGAUCCGAUUCCGACAGGGUUAAAGGAAUAUCUGAAGAGUUGGUAGAGAUGGGAUUUUAG